AUGGUUGACGAAGUAACAAAAAAGACUUUAUCCAAUAUUCCAUUAUUAAAAACUAAAGCUAGUCCACGUGAUGGUGAACAAUGGCGACAAAGACUUAAAGAAGAGCUUCAAGCAUUAAUACAAGUAAAUCUCCGUAAGACUAGAAAAAGCCUAAAAUGAUUCAAUUCUAUGGAUCUUUGGAGUCGAGUCAUGACUAGGACUACGACAGCUCCAGCUCACGAACUGGGCUGAAACGAACGGAUGAACUGUUCGAACAGUUCAGUUCAGCUCAUCAGAACUGUUCGACCAGUUCCUCCGAACUGAACUGAACUGUUCAGACAGUUCAGCUCAGCUCCGAGAACUGACAAAAUGUCUCAUAU
Rotaria sp. Silwood2 is the source of this 359-nucleotide messenger RNA. The record is from the annotation of a GenBank genome assembly. NCBI's taxonomy places the organism in Eukaryota, Metazoa, Rotifera, Eurotatoria, Philodinida, Philodinidae.